AUGGGCGGUAAACCACCAGCACCAGCCCAAACGGACCGCAAGAAGGUUGCAGUUGCGCGGCCGAAAGCGUCGGCUCGCAACGUCCAACGCCAGGCGAACCGCGAACUGCACCGCAUCCACGCCCCUAUAGAGGAUCGUUCUGGCGGAGAUGCAGCGCCAAGAAUCGUUGCUGUGGUUGGACCCCGUGCGUCUGGCAAGUCGAGCAUCAUUAGAGCGCUCGUCAAACACUACAGCCACCGCAACCUCGAGCAAGUCCGGGGUCCGCUCACUAUCGUCACCAGCAAAACUCGACGAUUGACCCUGGUUGAAGUGCCUCCUGAACUUCCCAGUAUGGUGGACGCUGCUAAAAUUGCGGAUCUAGUUCUUCUCGUCAUCAACGCUGCCGAGGGUUUCGAAAUGGAGUGUUUCGAGUUUCUCAGCGUCGCUGCCGCCCACGGUAUGCCGCGAGUGCUCAGCGUUUUGACGCAUUUGGACGCAAUCAAAGACACGGAGAAGAUGCGGCGCACAAAGAAGCUCUUGAAAGAUCGUUUAGCGUCAGAAAUUGUUCAAGGCGCCAAAUUAUUCUACUUGACCGGUAUGCGAGAGAACGGUGCGUAUUUGAAACGAGAGGUUCAGAAUCUCGCCCGUUUUAUAUCCAUUAUCAAGUAUCGCCCGAUAUCCUGGAGAAAUGAACAUCCGUUCGUUCUCGUGGAUCGCAUUGAGGAUAUCACACCGGCUGGGCGAACGCCUGACGAGGCUGCCGCGGAUCGCCAGCUGCUCGUCCAUGGAUUCGUGCACGGCUCGCCGUUGCGACUGCCCACAAUGUUUCACGUGCCCGGUCUAGGCGACGUCUUUGUCGAAAGUGCCGUAGCGCGUGCGGAUCCCAUUCCUCCACCAGCAGCUACCGAGCCAGAUACCUCGAACAAGACUGGUCCCAAACGGCGAAGAACAUUGCAGCAGAAAGAGCGCCUGCUGUACGCACCGAUGUCCAGCUUGGAUGGUGUCUUUUUUGAUCCUGAUGCUUUGUAUGUGAACAUACCCGAUUCGUACGUUCGAUUUACGCCAACCGGCAAAGACAGCAUAUUGAAUACAGAAGCUACUGAUGUGUCGGUCGCCUCUGCCGUGCAUGAUGAAGAGGCCGGACUAUCGGUUGGAGAGCAGAUGGUGCGAGCGCUCCAGAAUCCCCAGCACGCUCCACUGCAGACGUUGUCGGCGAAAGCGAUUCGACUCUUUGGGGACGCUCACCCUGUGACUUGGGAGACCAACUUGUCUGCAGCAUCUUCUGAGGACGAAGGUGCCCAAGUGGGUUCUCUCGGCAAAUACGGCGAACAUGCUAGGGACGGGCGCCUGGCGGCCACUACCGCUUCCGACGAUACCGACACCUCAGCGGGCUCGGAGACUUGCAGUUCCGACACGUCAUCCGCGCGCGCACAGGAUGCACAUGUGUACGAAGCAGGUGGCGCUCGCGACCUGGGCAGAGUCCACAGCACUCCAGAGCGCCGUCGACCAGCGGAGCGGAUGGCAUCUCGUUCGGAGCCCUGCGACUGGCCAGUUGUCCCUACACUGGAUGCAAUCCGGUAUCCAACGAUCACCAAGGCCGCCCGACUGCGUCGCAGCGCCUCGGAACUAGGCCAAGAUGCCGUUCCAGUCGACGAUACGCGCUCUCUGGGGAGCGACCAAGAAGACAGCACAUCCUCUGCAACCCAGGGGGAGUUCUUCCGCACCGUGAAACGAAAUCGUUUUGCAACACACGAACGAGGCAUUCGUAUCGACGAUGAAUCUUACGUGUCACCAUCACCAUCAUCAUCAUCAGACGACGAGGAAGACGCCACAGAAUCGGAUUCCAGUUUUCUCGCUCGUUUCGCCGGAGCAGCGCGGCCUGUUGAUCGUUCUAGUGACAGCAGCAAGCGACCUGCAGUUAGGAUCGUGAACGGUGCCAGCGAGCGCACGCCCACUCCUUGCCGUGGAGUUGUCAGCAGUGCCAGCAGCGACCAAAGCUUCUCCACGGAGACUGGCGCAGUUCAUGCUGAGAACGGCGAUGCCGUUUCGAGCGACUCUGACAUCGCACAUUCGCCCUCUGCGGCUAGCGCUGAAGGCUCCUCCACCGACGAUGCCCUCACAGACGCCAGCAGCGAAACGGACGCAUCGCUUGGACUGAGGAAACGGCAGCCAGCGCUGACUUCGGCUUUGUCAGAAUGGCUGCAGCAGCAACCAGAUCGUUCGAAAAGUGAGGCCGAUUCCUCCGAAGCUACCUUCGGAAACAUGUCGACUGGCGAUUCUGCAACGUCACAUGACUCCAGACGCGUACGACCACCUUGUAUGGCUCCCGAUAUCGAUUCUGAUCAUGCUCUAACAGGAGAGCGUUCAGCAAAAGCGCUGGAUGAAAGCGAACCAACGAUUCUUCUGGAUGCAAACUUUGAUCAGCGCUGCUUCGCGCCGGGUACCUAUCUUCGCUUGGAGCUGCGCGGUGUACCAGCUGCUUUCGUUAGCAACUUUGAUCCCAUGCGUCCGCUGAUUCUCGGUGCGCUGCCGCUCCCAAUGGAACGAACUAGGGCCAUGAUGCGCAUUCGCAUCCUGCGACAUCGGUGGUUUCGUCGGCUUCUCAAGACCCGAGAUCCACUGCUGUUCUCCGUUGGCUGGCACCGCUUCGAGUCGGUGCCGGUGUUUUGUGUCGAGGAUUCGACUGGUCGCCACCGGAUGCUGAAGUACACCCUCGAACACAUGCACUGUGAAGCAAUGCUCUAUGGGCCGGUAGUCGCGCCCGGGACUGGGGUUGUCUGUUUCCAGAGCCUCGGUUCCGAGCGCAGCCGCGACUUUCGCAUUGCUGCGACCGGUGUGGUCUGCGAGAUCGACCACAAGUUCCGUAUUGUGAAGAAACUGAAGCUUGUUGGCGAACCGUACCGCAUUUUUAAGAAUACUGCCUUCAUUAAGGGCAUGUUCAAUUCUGAGCUCGAAGUGAGCAAGUUUGUGGGCGCACAUCUCCGCACGCCAAGUGGAUUACGGGGCGUCAUCAAGAAAUCCGUCCGGGACGGUCCACCGGGUACAUUUCGAGCCACCUUUGAGGAUCGAUUGCUCAUGAGCGACCUGGUCUUUCUUCGAACCUGGGUGCCGGUGGAGGCGCCCACCUAUUACCAUGCGGUUCGGAACCUGCUGGAACCGGCACCAUGGGCAAGCAAUGAUCCUCAUCGCACCUAUCGAUGGAUGCGUACUGCGCGUGAACUGCGCACAGCUUACCAGACUCCUCUGGAGGUGAAGGCGGAUUCAGUAUAUCGACCGGUUGAGCGUUUGCCGCGUCGCUUUCAUCCGUUGCGUAUUCCACGAGCACUGGAGGCCGCACUGCCAUUUGCAUCGAAACCGAAACAAGUCGAGGCGUUGAGCGAGCGCAAGCGUCGUCGAUUGGAACGUGCAGUGCCGGGUCUCGCAGAGCGUAUGCCAACCGCAGCAACCGCGGAGCGCAAGGAGGCUCAGUUCCUGCAGAUGCUUCGGACCGUGCGACGGGAGCGCGAAAGUCAACGGGCAGAGGCCCAGAAAAAGAGACGAGAAGUGCACCAGCGACAGCUGGAAAAAGAGGAACGCCAACGGCUGGCUGCAAGACGUGUUCGAAAGAAACAAGAGUACGCGAGUGGCGCUCACAGGUGA
Messenger RNA from Cyanidioschyzon merolae strain 10D, 3618 nucleotides. RefSeq lists its product as hypothetical. Gene Ontology annotation, molecular function: U3 snoRNA binding; GTPase activity; GTP binding. Bases 1 to 3618 code for a protein of 1205 amino acids. The transcript has a single exon. NCBI's taxonomy places the organism in Eukaryota, Rhodophyta, Bangiophyceae, Cyanidiales, Cyanidiaceae. Gene Ontology annotation, cellular component: 90S preribosome; nucleus. Gene Ontology annotation, biological process: endonucleolytic cleavage of tricistronic rRNA transcript (SSU-rRNA, 5.8S rRNA, LSU-rRNA); ribosome biogenesis; maturation of SSU-rRNA from tricistronic rRNA transcript (SSU-rRNA, 5.8S rRNA, LSU-rRNA). The record is from RefSeq and is a predicted model, not a curated record.